GCGCGCCCGAGGGAAAGGCGGAAGCGGAAGUCGGGGGCGCGCCGGUUCGCAGCGGAGAGCGCAGCGGCGUCGGGUCGGGGUCCAGGGUCGCCAUGGGGCGCGGCAGCGGCACCUUCGAGCGUCUCCUAGACAAAGCCACCAGCCAGCUUCUGCUGGAGACCGACUGGGAGUCCAUCCUCCAGAUCUGUGACCUCAUCCGCCAGGGGGACACACAAGCCAAAUAUGCCGUGAGUUCCAUCAAAAAGAAAGUCAACGACAAGAAUCCUCAUGUGGCCUUGUACGCCCUGGAGGUCAUGGAGUCUGUGGUGAAGAACUGCGGCCAGACGGUCCACGACGAAGUGGCCAACAAGCAGACGAUGGAGGAGCUGAAGGAGCUGCUGCAGAGGCAGGUGGAAGUAAACGUCCGGAAUAAGAUUCUGUACCUGAUCCAGGCCUGGGCGCACGCCUUCCGGAACGAGCCCAAGUACAAGGUGGUCCAGGACACGUACCAGAUCAUGAAGGUGGAAGGACACGUCUUCCCAGAGUUCAAGGAGAGCGAUGCUAUGUUUGCUGCAGAGAGAGCCCCUGACUGGGUGGACGCCGAGGAGUGCCACCGCUGUAGAGUGCAGUUCGGGGUGGUGACCCGCAAGCACCACUGCCGGGCGUGCGGCCAGAUCUUCUGUGGCAAGUGCUCGUCUAAGUACUCGACCAUCCCUAAGUUUGGCAUCGAGAAGGAGGUGCGUGUGUGCGAGCCCUGCUAUGAGCAGCUGAACAAGAAAGCGGAAGGAAAGGCCUCGUCCACGACGGAGCUGCCCCCAGAGUACCUGACCAGCCCCCUGUCCCAGCAGUCCCAGCUGCCCCCCAAGCGGGACGAGACGGCGCUGCAGGAGGAGGAGGAGCUGCAGCUGGCCCUGGCUCUGUCGCAGUCGGAGGCAGAGGAGAAGGAGAGGAUGAGACAGAAGUCGGCUUACGCUGCUGCCACGUACCCUAAGGCCGAGCCGGCGCCCGUGGCCUCAUCGGCGCCCCCUGCCAGCAGCCUGUACUCUUCGCCCGUGACCUCGUCGGCGCCGCUGGCUGAGGACAUCGACCCUGAGCUCGCCCGGUACCUUAACCGGAACUACUGGGAGAAGAAGCAGGAGGAGGCCCGCAAGAGCCCGACCCCGUCCGCGCCCGCGCCCCUGACGGAGCCGGCCGCCCCGCCUGCAGAGGGCCACGCCGUCCCUGCCAGCGCGCUGGAGACUCCCCUCCCGGAGACAGAUGCUCAACCCGUAGCUCCGUCCAGCGGCCCCUUUGGCGAGCAGCAGUACCAGAACGGGGAGUCGGAGGAGAGCCACGCGCAGUUCCUGAAGGCCCUGCAGAACGCCGUCACCACUUUCGUCAACCGCAUGAAGAGCAACCACGUGCGGGGCCGCAGCAUCACCAACGACUCAGCCGUGCUGUCCCUCUUCCAGUCCAUCAACGGCAUGCACCCCCAGCUGCUGGAGCUGCUCAACCAGCUGGACGAGCGCCGGCUCUACUACGAGGGGCUGCAGGACAAGCUGGCGCAGAUCCGCGAUGCCCGGGGGGCGCUGAGUGCCCUGCGGGAGGAGCACCGAGAGAAGCUUCGCCGGGCAGCCGAGGAGGCCGAGCGCCAGCGCCAGAUCCAGCUGGCCCAGAAGCUGGAGAUCAUGCGGCAGAAAAAGCAGGAGUACCUGGAGGUGCAGCGGCAGCUGGCCGUGCAGCGGCUGCGGGAGCAGGAGCAGGAGCGGCAGCUGCGCCUAGAGCAGCAGAAGCAGACGGUCCAGAUGCGCGCCCAGAUGCCCGCCUUCUCCCUGCCCUAUGCCCAGCUCCAGGCCAUGCCCGCGGCCGGGGCUGUGCUGUACCAGCCCUCGGGUCCGACAAGCUUCCCGGGCACCUUCAGCCCCGCGGGCUCUGUGGAGGGCUCCCCCAUGCACACAGUGUACAUGAGCCAGCCGGCCGCCGCCGCCGCCGCCACCCCCUACCCCAGCAUGCCCGGAGCCACCGCAGAUCCCGGCAUGGUGGGCGCCUACAUGUACCCAGCAGGGGCCACCAGUGCACAGGCGGCCCCCCAGGGCCCCACCGGGCCCACCGCCAGCCCAGCCUACUCGUCCUACCAGCCCACGCCGACACAGGGUUAUCAGAACGUGGCCUCCCAGGCCCCCCAGAGCCUCCCAGCCAUGUCCCAGCCUCCGCAAUCUGGCGCCCUGGGCUACAUGGGGAGUCAGUCGGUGUCUAUCGGUUACCAGCCUUAUGGCAUGCAGAGUCUCAUGAACACCCUCCCCAGCCAGGACGCGCCUCUGCCGCCCCCGCAGCAGCCCUACAUUGCGGGGCAGCAGCCCCUGUACCAGCAGAUGGCACCUUCCGGGGGACCGCCCCAACAGCCUCCCCCAGUGGCCCAGCCGCCACCCACACAGGGCCCUCCGGCACAGGGCAGUGAAGCCCAGCUCAUCUCGUUCGACUGACCGCAGCUGGGAGCGCGCCGUCCAGAACAACACUACGUUCUCUGAACCAAUGCCUCCGUCUCUAACUAGCGUCGUCCUCUUGCCUCGCUUU
Molecule: messenger RNA, 2532 nt
Organism: Lontra canadensis (Northern American river otter)
Lineage: Eukaryota; Metazoa; Chordata; Mammalia; Carnivora; Mustelidae
Gene: HGS
Product: hepatocyte growth factor-regulated tyrosine kinase substrate
Exons: 22
Coding region: 93-2441 (782 amino acids)
Molecular function (GO): phosphatidylinositol binding; metal ion binding; ubiquitin binding
Source: RefSeq, a predicted model, not a curated record